Molecule: messenger RNA, 687 nt
Organism: Gracilinanus agilis (Agile Gracile Mouse Opossum)
Lineage: Eukaryota; Metazoa; Chordata; Mammalia; Didelphimorphia; Didelphidae
Gene: CREB5
Product: cAMP responsive element binding protein 5
Exons: 4
Coding region: 1-687 (228 amino acids)
Biological process (GO): regulation of transcription by RNA polymerase II
Molecular function (GO): DNA-binding transcription factor activity, RNA polymerase II-specific; cAMP response element binding
Source: RefSeq, a predicted model, not a curated record
AUGUACACACAGAUGUACAUGUAUGAAUUUCAGUACAGCAUGCACAUCAAAAGGCUGAAGGCAGCUCUGACUCACCACCCUGCCGCCAUGUCCAAUGGAAACAUGAACAGCAUGGGACACAUGAUGGAAAUGAUGGGCUCCCGCCAGGACCAGACGCCACACCAUCAUCUGCACUCGCACCCCCAUCAGCACCAGACGCUGCCGCCCCAUCACCCGUACCCACACCAGCACCAGCACCCAGCCCACCACCCUCAUCCACAACCCCAUCACCAGCAGAACCAUCCGCAUCACCAUUCCCAUUCCCACCUUCAUGCACACCCAGCACAUCACCAGACCUCGCCACAUCCUCCCUUGCACACGGGCGGCCAAGCACAGGUUUCACCAGCGACGCAGCAGAUGCAGCCCACCCAGACGAUACAACCGCCCCAGCCUACCGGGGGGCGCCGGCGAAGGGUGGUGGAUGAGGACCCAGACGAGAGGCGGAGGAAGUUUCUGGAAAGAAACCGAGCAGCUGCCACCCGCUGUAGACAGAAGAGGAAGGUCUGGGUGAUGUCAUUGGAAAAAAAAGCGGAAGAACUCACCCAGACAAACAUGCAGCUUCAGGUCCCCCCUGAGCUGGAAGCCCCGGACUCCUGGGUUGUGUGCACAGGCAUGUGUAGCGUGUUAGAGCUCUCCGAGAUGAUGUAG